UUGGAAAGACCAUCCAAAUCUCAAAUAUGGACCACAACUAGCUCAACAACCAUAAUAGCAGUUGAGAGGCCCCUUUCAAUAACAAGGAUAUCGGGCACCAAGGAACCACUAGUCACAACCACCACACAGAUAUAUGCCUCCUCCUUUGAGGAGUAA
This is a messenger RNA of Sphenostylis stenocarpa, 156 nucleotides long. The record is from the annotation of a GenBank genome assembly. Lineage: Eukaryota; Viridiplantae; Streptophyta; Magnoliopsida; Fabales; Fabaceae.